This is a messenger RNA of Symbiodinium necroappetens, 2622 nucleotides long. NCBI's taxonomy places the organism in Eukaryota, Dinophyceae, Suessiales, Symbiodiniaceae. The record is from the annotation of a GenBank genome assembly.
AUGGCAGCUUGCUGUGCUGAAAAUGGCCUCGCGCGAUUUCAAGAGUUGGCCAAGGUAAACCACGUCCAGCUUCCAGACGACAUGGAUCUGCUUCUCUCUUUUCUUGCGGCAAUGGGCCCGGAAGAGGCCCUCGUGCACUUCGUGGACUCGGGCGGAGGUCCGGAUGUCGCGGAUGUUCCGCUGGCAACGGCAAUGUCCAGCAGUGUCGCGAGUUCGGCCAAAAGCCUCGCGAUGCCACAGGCUGAUAGAGAGCUGAACGGUCCCGAGCAAACUGCACUCGACGAUGCUAUGAUGUCCUCCAGCAUGAGCGCGCAAGAAGAGAAAGUCAAGAAGUUUCAUUCGGAGAUGAGCAGCGCUGGGCUGUCGUCUGCAGCGGUGGUCAUGCAGAUCUCGACAGAGAGCCAAGAGCAGAGUAUUUAUUCCGGUCAAUUAUACGUGUUUCAAUUCAGGCUGGAAACAGCUGGCCCGUUGUCCCUCGAGAUUCGCAGCGAUGGCCCCGAGUUGAAAGUCCAGCCUUCUUCUAUCAGUUUCGAUGUUUCCGAGGAUGUGCCGGUGUACGUGUCGAUCUCGGUGUAUGCAGCCUCCCGAGAAGUCUCAGGAGUGCGGACCGUGACGCUGCAAGGAGGUGAGUGGAAGCGGACUCUUCGGGUGCGGUUUCAAGAACUGCCAGGUGUGGCGCAGCUUCUGUUGCAUGACGAACUCCAAGGGCCAGCUGGGCCGUGGCCCUUGUUGCGGUGGAGCGACAGCGGUGCACCGCAACUUGUAGAGUCAACACUCUGCAAGUUAGAAGAGCUACCGCCCCGGCCGGUCGCGGUCAUCUCGGUUGUUGGGGCAUACCGACAAGGAAAAUCACACUUGUUGAACCACCUGGCAAACGUUGUGGGUAUUGGCUUUGACCUCGGCCAUACGACACAAGGCCACACGGAAGGCUUUGAUUGCAUCUUGAUGCGCCACUGGGAGAAGGAUGAGUACGUCUUGAUUCUCGACACGGAAGGCACAGAGGAUGUGGCAAAAAAUGAGAAGCGAAGCACAGACAUUCUGGUUCUGGCAUGGCUGCUCUCCUCCACGGUGGUAUACAACACCCUGCAUGUCCCACAAAGGCAGAGUGCAGACAUCCUCCAGGCUGCCACACUCCUGGCCCAUCAGGUGCAGAGUUCGAUGCAGCGAGAUGAGGAAGGUGAGACGGGGAGCUAUCCAUCCCUGACCUGGGUGGUUCGCGAUUGGGCGCUUGAGCUACCCGAUGGACAGGAUCUCCAGAGCUACCUGGAGGGCCUCUUGCCUUCCCGGGGCAUCUCCAGGAAGGCCAAGGAGGUCCGGAAGACCGCGGAGGAGAGCGUCGACCAGCUUGAGAAGCUUUUCCCGCGGCGCCAGAUGCUCACUGUGAUCCGUCCCGUCGCUGACGAGGCGGAUCUGCAGCGCUUGGAGAGCCCAGAGGUGCAGCGCAGGGUCCGGCCGCAGUUCACGCGGCAAAUCCGCGAGGCCUGCAAUGCAAUUCGCUCCCAAAGCCGUGCCAAGUGCAUCGGAGGGACUACAUUGCAAACGGGCGCAGUGAUGACGCAGUACAUCAGGGAGGUGGUGCAGGCUGUCAGAUCCGGUGAGAACGUCAUCAUUGAAAGUGCUUGGGCAAGAGUUCAAGAAGCUCUUGCAGAGAAGGGGCUGUCCGCCGCAAGCAAACUCUUUGACGACCUCCUUCGUGCUGGCUUGUCCAGUCUGAAAGCAGAGAUUUUCCAUGCGAAGGGGAGCCAUCUAGUAGCCCAGUUCUGCAGCAGCAGCGAUGGUGUGCCGCUGGAAGAGGAGGAGAUGGAGCGUAUCGUCGAAGAAGCUUCGGAGAAAGCACGGGCCAAACUGGCGGGGCUCGCGCACGGUUGCGAGCCAACUCGUCACCAGGGCGCGGCCGUGGCGCUGCAGCAGCAUGCUAUCCAAGAGCUCAAGCAGCUGAAGAGCGAGAAUCGUGAGCUGUCAGAGGCGUACUGCAGCCUCGUGGCCCAGGAAGUUUGCACGCAGCUGCAAUCCGAGGUUUCGAACUCAAGCGGUACAGAUGUGGGACUGCAGGACUUGCUACAAAUCGCCGUGGACGAGUACGGCUCCAGUGCCAGGGGGCCUGCAAAAUGCCGGGUGGGCCACAGGCACAUGGAGCGCAUGAGUCGAGAAGUGGGUCUUCGACAAGAUGCUCGAGAGCAGUUGCGCAUGCAUCAGGAGGAGGCACAGCAUCUGAUGCUGCUGCAAGAGGCCCAGCAUCUUCAGGACAUGGAGAAGAAGGACCUAGCCCAACGGGAUGCGAAUUGGCAGUUGCUGCAGGUCGAGGCACAGCUCCAGGAGGCCUCCGAAACAUUGCAGCGCCUGGCUCAGGAGUCGGAAGCACAGCAACGGCGUUGGUCGAGGAGAUUCGAGCAGCUCGCACAGGACCAAGAGCAGAACCAGGGCGAGCUGAGACGGCAGCACGAGCAGCAACAGCGGGAGUUGGCCCGGCAGCAAGAGGACAUGCGCCGGCGCGUGGAGCGCUUGAAGCAUGAGCAGAGAGCCAAGGAACGUCAGAUCGAAGAUCUUUCGGCUGAGGUUACACGCUUGGCUAAUCGUCCUCCCGAAGUUAUCCAGCGGAGGUCCAGUUGCUCAGUGAUGUGA